This is a messenger RNA of Cynocephalus volans (Philippine flying lemur), 429 nucleotides long. RefSeq names its product hemoglobin subunit zeta. Bases 1 to 429 code for a protein of 142 amino acids. The transcript has 3 exons. Gene Ontology annotation, biological process: hydrogen peroxide catabolic process; oxygen transport. The record is from RefSeq and is a predicted model, not a curated record. Gene Ontology annotation, molecular function: haptoglobin binding; iron ion binding; oxygen carrier activity. Gene Ontology annotation, cellular component: blood microparticle; haptoglobin-hemoglobin complex; hemoglobin complex. NCBI's taxonomy places the organism in Eukaryota, Metazoa, Chordata, Mammalia, Dermoptera, Cynocephalidae.
AUGUCUCUGACCAAGACUGAGAGGGCCGUCAUCGUGUCCAUGUGGGGCAAGAUCUCCACGCAAGCCGAUGCCAUCGGCACUGAGACCCUGGAGAGGCUCUUCUCCAGCUACCCCCAGACCAAGACCUACUUCCCGCACUUCGACCUGCACCCGGGGUCGGCGCAGCUGCGCGCGCACGGCUCCAAGGUGGUGGCCGCGGUGGGCGACGCCGUCAAGAGCAUCGACGACAUCCCCGGCGCCCUGGCCAAGCUGAGCGAGCUGCACGCCUAUGUCCUGCGCGUGGACCCGGUCAACUUCAAGCUGCUGUCGCACUGUCUGCUGGUCACCGUGGCCGCGCGCUUCCCCGCCGACUUCACGGCCGAGGCCCACGCCGCCUGGGACAAGUUCCUGUCGGUUGUGUCCUCCGUCCUGACUGAGAAGUACCGCUGA